Enterospora canceri is the source of this 1416-nucleotide messenger RNA. Lineage: Eukaryota; Fungi; Microsporidia; Enterocytozoonidae. The record is from the annotation of a GenBank genome assembly.
AUGUUAUUUAUUUUGGCUGUAUACUGUGCAAUACCAACUAUCUUUCAACUGUUAACAAUUAAAGAUGAUCUAUACAUCAGCAUUAAAGACGGUGAGAAAUUAGGGCUGUUUAUACGAUACAAAAACGAAUUGUUGAUGCAUAAUUUCAAUGCAUUUGAGAGGCAAAUACAAAAUACUCAUUUUAAUAAGUACGAGGAUAGACAGGCGAUCAAUAUAGUACGGGAGAUGUUCAUAGAACAUCACAUGAAGAACAGAAAUAACUUUAAUACGUGCCAAUCAGAAGUAAAAAGGCUAUGCACGUUCAUCAAUCAACACAAUAAAAACACUGAUAAUGACUAUAAAAUGAUCAAUGAAAUUGCAAAAAUGAGCUACAAAGACAUUGAUAAUAGAAUGGAUCUCAGCAUAAAAAUGAUAUUCAAUACACCAAUGAAGGUCAAAGUAGACUAUUUGCGGCUAAAUUUCAUAAUGUUUGAACUAGUGGAUACAACAAAGAAUACGACCGCUCUUUACAUAUUAUCAAUGUAUGGGGAAAUAAGCUCAAGAAGAGCAACAAAGAUUGAUAUAGCAAACCAAUGGCUAGCUGUAUCACCUGGAAUAUUCAUCGUUGUAAACAACACGCAGUUUGAGAAAGCAAAUAUUGUUUAUAUCAGAAAUACCCCAAAUGCAACUGAUUCAUUUUAUUUGAAUGUGGGUGAUCCAUAUAAAUCCAUUAACAAAAAUGAUCCAGAAUGGCCAACGAUAGCAAUGGCUAAUGUCGAGAAGACCCUGUUGUUUGAUUUCAUCACUAUCAAAUCAAACUAUGAUGAAUACCUUAAGAAGGAUGAGUUAUUUCAGAUCAUACAACCGAAUAUAAGUAAUUAUCAGGUACAUACAAUACAACAGAAGUAUGUGAUUGCAUUGGAACUUGUUCUGAAUGAUAUAACGAAAAUACGCAAAUACAGUAGACUGGAUUCGGAGCUACUGCUUUUUGAAACACUGCAGCCAUAUGAGAUGUUAUCAAUGUUAUCAAACAAUGUGUAUUUUGAGACAUAUGGAGAGUGGAGCAGACUUGGAUAUGAAAUGGCAUUUCUGAGAAUUGAAAACUUAAAGCUAUUUACGGAAAGAAUAGAGGAAUAUAAGGAUCAAUAUGAGAAGGAGGCAAAGAUACGAGAUGAAUUCACUAAUGGAUUUAUAACAGCCCUGAAUGUAAGUCCAGUCAAGAAGACAUCUGUAGUUGCUCUAAAAGAAGAAUGUGCUGUAAUUCAGCCUGAAGACUCUGAUUGGGAAGAAAAAGAAGAGGAAGAUACGAUCAAAUAUAGGAAUGUGAUAGGCGCAUGCUGCCUGAUAUUGGCACUCAUUAUUGGGAUUGUUCUAUACAAUUACAUCCAAAAGAAGCCCAAAAUGCAUACUGAAAACAACGAAGCUACGCAAUCAUAG